Cheilinus undulatus (humphead wrasse) is the source of this 1570-nucleotide messenger RNA. It is a transcript of the gene fen1, whose product is annotated as flap structure-specific endonuclease 1. Gene Ontology annotation, cellular component: nucleus. NCBI's taxonomy places the organism in Eukaryota, Metazoa, Chordata, Actinopteri, Labriformes, Labridae. The transcript is spliced from 12 exons. Bases 153 to 1295 code for a protein of 380 amino acids. Gene Ontology annotation, molecular function: manganese ion binding; 5'-3' exonuclease activity; RNA-DNA hybrid ribonuclease activity. The record is from RefSeq and is a predicted model, not a curated record.
GUGAUUUGUUCGAUGGAUUGAUAGAUAAUGCCUGAUAUUCGAUUUCCCGCGAAUGAGCGGCAAAUCCUCGCGCUCGAGACGCUGGGACAAGUGUACACACAGUUGCUAUAAAAUCCGUUUGACUUUGCUGUUUGGAGCCGAAGCGCAGCAUCAUGGGAAUACACGGACUUGCUAAGUUGAUUGCAGACCAGGCCCCCGGAGCCAUUAAAGAGCAGGACAUUAAGAACUAUUUUGGCAGGAAGAUUGCCAUAGAUGCCUCCAUGUGUAUCUACCAGUUCCUGAUCGCUGUGCGACAGGACGGGAAUGUUCUGCAGAAUGAGGAUGGAGAAACAACAAGUCACCUGAUGGGGAUGUUCUACCGGACUAUUCGUAUGCUGGAACACGGCAUUAAGCCUGUGUAUGUGUUUGAUGGGAAGCCCCCACAGCUCAAGUCAGCAGAGCUGGAAAAGAGAGGAGAGAGAAGGGCCGAGGCUGAGAAACUGCUUGCUCAAGCACAAGAAAUGGGAGAACAAGAGAACAUUGACAAGUUCACCAAACGUUUGGUAAAAGUCACAAAGCAGCACAACGAUGAAUGCAAGAAGCUGCUGACCCUGAUGGGAGUGCCUUACAUUGAGGCUCCAUGUGAGGCAGAGGCCAGCUGUGCAGCUCUGGUUAAAGCAGGGAAGGUUUUUGCCACCGCCACGGAGGAUAUGGAUGGACUGACCUUUGGGACCAACGUACUCCUCAGACACCUUACCGCCAGUGAAGCAAAGAAACUUCCUAUCCAAGAGUUUCACUUCAGUCGUAUCCUGCAGGACAUCGGCCUGACCAAUGAACAGUUUAUUGACCUCUGCAUCCUGCUGGGCUGUGACUACUGCGCCACCAUCAAGGGAAUUGGCCCAAAGAGAGCCAUCGACCUGAUCAAACAGCAUGGCAGCAUCGAGGAGAUCCUAGAAAACAUUGACCCUAAUAAGCAUCCCGCCCCCGAGGACUGGCUGUUCAAAGAGGCCAGGGGCCUGUUUUUGAAGCCAGAAGUGGUCGACUGUUCCACCGUGGAGUUAAAGUGGAUUGACCCAGAUGAGGAGGGACUAAUUCAGUUCAUGUGUAAUGAGAAACAGUUCAGUGAAGACAGGAUUCGUAAUGGCUGUAAGAAGAUUGUAAAGAGCCGUCAGGGCAGCACACAAGGACGACUGGACUCUUUCUUCACUGUCACAGGAUCGCUGUCCUCCAAGCGAAAGGAACCUGAAAUUAAAGGAUCAGCAAAGAAGAAGCAGAAGACUGGUGCCACGCCAGGCAAAUUUAAGAAGGGGAAAUAAUUAGAUUUUUCAAAGGGCUACCGCUGUUUCCCUGGUCUCUAAAAAACCUCCUACUAGAAGAGAAGUAAAAACUAGAACAUAGAGCUCCUGCUGUGGGAGGAAGCUGCUCCACAGUUACACAAUGUUAAAAAUGUGUUCAAACAAUUACUCAAGCUUAAAAACUCUAUUUACAAGACUGCAGAUGAUGUUUCAAAAAGCAAGGACUGUUUUAAUGAGUGGUUUAACUGAUGGGUUAUUUCUAUAAUUAAAUAAAAAUGGAGAUUUUUUUUGUAAAA